This is a messenger RNA of Triticum dicoccoides, 2950 nucleotides long. RefSeq names its product type I inositol polyphosphate 5-phosphatase 4-like. Gene Ontology annotation, molecular function: phosphatidylinositol-3,4,5-trisphosphate 5-phosphatase activity; phosphatidylinositol-4,5-bisphosphate 5-phosphatase activity; inositol-polyphosphate 5-phosphatase activity. The record is from RefSeq and is a predicted model, not a curated record. NCBI's taxonomy places the organism in Eukaryota, Viridiplantae, Streptophyta, Magnoliopsida, Poales, Poaceae. The transcript is spliced from 11 exons. The coding region runs from base 501 to 2255 and encodes 584 amino acids. Gene Ontology annotation, biological process: phosphatidylinositol dephosphorylation.
CAAGUUUUUCUCUUUCAUUCAAGAUUCACUCCUCUUGCCCUCUUCCUCCUCAGAUAAGCUGUGUGGUAGGCUACUGGCUACUAGUAGGAGAGGAGUAGGAUCGUAUUUGGUUCUUCUUCUCCCUUUGCUUGGGAAGCCGGUAAGCUAGCCACGGCAUCAGUGUUGCCAGCCAGCCAGCCAGCCCCUCCCCUGCCCGUCCUCACUCGCACUCGCAGAGAGAAGAGAAGAGAAGAGAGGAGAGAAUCCACAUUUUGUUCUCAUCCUCAUCAAUCCUCUAUCUCUCUUUCCUUUCCAUCAAAUCACAAUCUUUGUUUAUAGAGUGUAUGUAGCCCAACAGUGGCCGCAUUGUCUCUACUCCCUCCCUCUUCUUCCUUCCUUCCUUGGCCCCCUCCCAACUCGCUCCCGAGCAACCUGCAGGCUGCAGCUUCGACCCUGGGCUGCUCGCUGCAUGAGCGCUGUGCUCCCCUGAGCUGAGCCUGCGCUGAGCAAGGAAAGGAACAAUGAGAGAUGGCUGCAACACCACCAAGAAGAGCAAGCUGUCGUGGUCCAAGAGCUUGGUGCGGAAGUGGUUCAACAUCAGGAGCAAGGCCCACGACUUCCACGCCGACGACGCCGCCGCCGCAACGGGGAGGAGAGGCGGCGGCGGCGACGAUGAGGAGUGGAGGGGCAGCAGCUUCGCCAGGAACGAGCCGACCAGCGCCGCCAAGAAGAGCCGGACGGAGCGGCCGUCCAGGAGGAGCCGCGAGCACUCGAGGCGGGGCAAGAUCGACCUCGACGCCGCCGAGGCCACCGUCACCAUGGACUACAGGAUCUUUGUUGCUACGUGGAAUGUGGGCGGCCGAUCCCCUCCCGGCGGCAUGGGGCUCGAGGACUGGCUCCACGCCGCGCCGCCCGCCGACAUCUACGUCCUCGGGUUCCAAGAGAUCGUGCCGCUGAACGCCGGGAACGUGCUGGGCACGGAGGACAACGGGCCGGCGAGGAAGUGGGUGUCGCUGAUCAGGAGGACGCUGAACGACCUGCCGGGCGCCAGCAGCGGCAGCGGCAACGGGAGCUUCCGGACGCCGUCGCCGGCGCCGCCGGACCCGGUGGCGGAGGCGGACGACGACUUCGAGGGGGCGAGGCAUCAGACCAACAACGCGGCCUUCUUCCACCGCCGGUCCUUCCACAGCCGGAGCCUGCGGAUGGAGGGCGACGCCCUGGCGCCGCAGCCCAGGCUGGAACGCCGGUACAGCGUCUGUGACCGCGCGAUCUACGGCUCCCGCCGGCCCAGCGACUACGAGGCGCACUGCCGGUGGGGCGGGUCGUCGGACGAUGACAACAACACCGGGGAGUCGCCCAGCACGGUGUACUCGCCCAUGUCGUACGGCUACGGCCACGCGCCGUCCUUGGACGACGGCCAUAGGCCAGCUUCUGGUCACACUAGAUAUUGCCUGGUUGCAAGCAAGCAAAUGGUGGGAUUGUUUCUGAUGAUUUGGGCUCGGAAGGACAUUAGGGAUGACAUCCGAAAUCUCAAGGUUUCUUGUGUUGGCAGAGGAUUGAUGGGCUACCUUGGGAACAAGGGUUCGAUUUCGAUUAGCAUGACAUUGCACCAAACAAGCUUCUGCUUCGUCUGCAGCCACCUGACAUCGGGGCAGAAGGAAGGCGAUGAAAUGCGGCGGAACUCAGAUGUGCUUGAGAUCCUCAGGAAGACCAGGUUCCCAAUGGUUUACGGGCAGUAUGAGCGCUCACCGGAAACUAUCUUAGAGCAUGAUCGAAUCAUCUGGCUCGGGGACCUAAAUUACCGAAUCGCACUUUCGUAUCGGUCAGUGAAGGCCCUGGUGGAGAUGCGCAAUUGGAAAGCAUUGCUGGAGAAAGAUCAGCUAAGGAUUGAACAAAGAGGCGGGCGGGUGUUUGCCGGGUGGAACGAGGGGAGGAUAUACUUCCCGCCGACAUACAAAUACUCGACCAAUUCCGACAAGUAUGCUGGGGAGGACAUGAACCAGAAGGAAAAGAGGAGAACUCCUGCAUGGUGCGAUCGCAUUUUGUGGUAUGGAAGGGGCCUGGGUCAACUAUCAUACGUUCGAGGCGAAUCUCGUUUCUCAGAUCAUAGGCCAGUCUACAGCGUAUUCAGUGCAGAGGUGGAGUCGAUCAACCACAGCCGAAUUCAAAAAAUGAGUUGUUCAAGCUCGCAGUUGGACAUCGGAGAGCUACUGCCCUACUCUUACGGAUACACCGACAUCAACCCGUAUGGCUACACCGACCUAAAUUUCUACUGAAAGGGUCCAUGAUCUUUGGGAAAACACCCAGUGUUCAGUCAUGCAACUAGUGAUGACAAGGCUGGCGAGAACGGGGCAAUUGGACAUAAAUGCAAGCUUCUGAAUUUCUGAUAAAUCGGUGAACGCCAUUCGUAUGUCUUGAUCAAUAUUAGUUUGCUAAGCACAAAGAGCUGAUUGUAUUUGUCACGAUCAGAGUCUUGCACAUUGGAUACUUUCAGAGAAUCAGCAAGUGCUUGGCUAGUUUCACAGGAUUCAAAUAAUUCAGUACAGGAUACAGGUGAGGACGGCGUUCUCCGAAUCCCACACAAGAUACUCUAAAGACUGCAAGCCAGUGACCACAAAGAUUCAAAUUAUUUCAUUUCACUGAAUUCAAACUUCAAAGAUAGCACUAACAAGGAACCCAGAUGACGCACCGAGAUGGUCUGUUUCCAUAUGAGACAGUACGACGAUCCAAUCAUAUGUCCAGGAGACCAUGGCCGGCCACCCCAGCAAAGAUAGAUACUGCUACUGAUGGCAUCGAAAAUCGUGCACCAGAUUAUUUCCUCCCCUUCUUCAUAUCUGCACAUUGUAUAGCAACAUUGUUGAUCCUCUCUCUCUCUCUCUCUCUCUCUCUCUCUCUCUCUCUUGAUUCUCUCUCUCCCCCCCUGUUUCAGACAGCAGCAACAAGCAGUAGCAGUAGUCCUUUGCACAGUCUA